Haliotis rufescens (red abalone) is the source of this 2033-nucleotide messenger RNA. Its product is annotated as alpha-(1,3)-fucosyltransferase 10-like. Lineage: Eukaryota; Metazoa; Mollusca; Gastropoda; Lepetellida; Haliotidae. Gene Ontology annotation, cellular component: membrane. The transcript is spliced from 6 exons. Gene Ontology annotation, molecular function: alpha-(1->3)-fucosyltransferase activity. The record is from RefSeq and is a predicted model, not a curated record. Bases 755 to 1873 code for a protein of 372 amino acids.
CUUUAUGCUACUGUUGUUGCAUGUUUGACGAGCUGGAGGUAAUUUUGAUAGUGACUAACUGUUAUACUACGCCUAUAGAUGACGUAACACCCCGAGAGCCUGUCCCAUUAUUAGCUGCCCCUUACAAAACCGUGUUCCACAGGUCGCACAAGUGUAAGCCCAGUGUCACGCUUCAUUUCACACCAUGCGCACUGAACUCGUCUGACCUGGAACCUUCUCAAACAACCGGUCGGGGCUUCUUGCAGCAUGCCCCGAACAAGCACUACCUCCUUAGUCGUGUUCUGUGUGUAGCAACAUUCAACCGAAGGGAGGCAACUGCGUUGAAGCGAUAUUUCGGAGAAGAUCUGUUGACCCUUCCAGGCUAUUCAGUGACGUUGUUUGUGAUCGCGAGGAGUACAAGAUGUUUCGUCCAGAUUUGCUGGUUCUCUUCAUCUUACUUGGAAGUUGUUACGUAACAAUUAAAGGGGAUCGGACCACCAACCUUCCGCUCUCUGGGCAGACUCUCACAACACGGCUGCCUGGUAGGAUGAGAAGUGGGCGAUGAAUUAUUUCAAGUCUUUUGAUGUAGAACUUGUCUUCACACCGUGCAGGGCAUAUUGUAAGCUACACAGUGGAUGAGAGUCACGCCGACCUUCCAGUUGUGACGUGGUGGGAGACGAUUGGUGAAUAUUCUGAUUACGUCAUUUCCUGUGAGGCGGAGCAGAGAUGUGUCGUGUCCAGAAACAAGACAGCACCGCCCCGGCAGCAAGUAAAGAUGUACUUAUUUUACGGCUCACUUUUCCUGUCGAGUGGCCUCCCUUUGCCAAGGAAAGAUGGCGACCUUUGGGCACUUGUUCACGAAGAGUCACCGAAGAACAAUGAAUGGCUGUUUUCGUUCGAGAGCACCAUGGAGCUGUUCAACUACACUGCAACCUUUCAGCGAGGGUCAGACUACCCCUUCCCCACCCACUGGCUCACAAACCUAGAUGCAUUGCUGAGUAAGGAAUAUUUAGUCCCGACUCACAAGAAGAACCUGCUGAGAACAGAGGGUGGUCUCGCUCCCAUCAUAUUUGUCCACAGCGACUGCCACACGCCGUCCAACAGGGAGCAGUACAUCAAGUUGCUACAGAAAUACGUCGAUGUCGACUCCUACGGCUCCUGUCUCCAUAACAAGGACUUCCCAGAGGAGUUAAAGGAUGUGGAUGGUAUGGGUGGUUAUAUGAAGGAAGACUUUUUCAAACUGAUUGCCCGCUACAAGUUUGCAAUAGCUUUUGAGAACGCCAUCUGUGACGACUACAUCACAGAGAAGUUGUGGCGCCCUCUGCAGGUGGGAGCUGUCCCUAUCGUGCUCGGCUCGCCGACAAUCAGGGACUUUUUGCCGUCCAACAAGUCAGCGAUUCUCGUGGAAGACUUCGCCAGUGUUGCAGAAUUGGCCGAGUUCAUCAAACACCUUGACCGGAACGACGAACAAUAUGAGUCAUAUCGCCAGUUCAAACAUACGGGUAUUUCAAACCCAACCCUGAAGUCAGAAGUAAGCCGACUGCCUCAUGCCCAGUUUGCUGGCGAGACUUUCGUCAAGGCUGUUAUAGGAUACGAGUGUUUUAUCUGCGACAAGCUGCACAAGGCACUUGAUGCCACAAGGUCCGGAGGACCCCUGCCGAAGGCACAAUCCAAUCAGAAACAUCUUGAUUGUCCUUUACCUUCCGUAAAGUAUGACGAAAACGGUAAAACUGUCCAUGACCCUCUUCGUGAUCGCGAGGUGGCCUUCUACAAGACGAAUGCGGAGGUGUUCCGCCAGUCCUAUGAAGUGGGUGAAAACAUCACAGCUCACGACCUCUAUCUAGCAACCACUCAGAGAUGGAAAGACGCAGAUGUACAUAAGGACGAAUUAUGAUGCAAGUUUUUGUAUAAUAGGGAAUUGUUUUUGUAUUAGGGUCAUCUUAGGGCUCUUCUGGUGUUGGGGGCACGGGUGUCCCAGUCGUCUAAGGCGCCGCCAUUCGCUGUGCAGAGUUGCGUCCCUUGGGCUCGCCAGAAACCUAUGAUUGUGGGUUCGA